Messenger RNA from Oryzias latipes (Japanese medaka), 4560 nucleotides. RefSeq names its product tripartite motif containing 24 (gene trim24). Gene Ontology annotation, cellular component: chromatin. The record is from RefSeq and is a predicted model, not a curated record. Lineage: Eukaryota; Metazoa; Chordata; Actinopteri; Beloniformes; Adrianichthyidae. Gene Ontology annotation, molecular function: protein binding; zinc ion binding.
GCUUCUUCCACCUCACUGCACGUUUGCCUGUUGCUUAUAAUAACAAUACUAUGUAUAUUUUUUCUCCUUCUGUUGUAUGCCACGGUGUUUUAUAUGUGCUAAAUAUACAUAUAUAAUAAAUAAGUACAUGGAAGGGGUGUUCUCAAACGCGCGAUUGCGAACUCAUUUGGCCUUUAUCGGUCACUAUAGAUGAGGACCACCGCGGUGGCGUCUGGGUAGUUUUGGUCUGUGUUUUGAGAAAAGGGAGCACGCUAACUCGUUUACACUUCUCUGGAGAAAAAAUCUGAGAAAUUAAAAUGUUGUGGUCCGGUUCUUGUUUAGACGUGACUCUACGCUAUUUUAUCUCGUGUUAAUUUUAUUUAACGUCCCCUCAAACUAGGACUGUGUUGCUAAUUAUAUCUGACAGAAGAUGUGAAAUCAAUGAUAGCUACAUGCUAACUCAGAUGUCCUGAACGGAGAAACAGUCAAAAUACGCUCGAUCUGUUUCAUAAUGAAAAGGAAGCGGACAAUCAACGUAUAAUGUGCAACAUAAGUAAGUCCUCCAUAGAAAAAUUAUAGUUUUAGCUUUAAUUGACAAACGCGGCGCUGCUGAUAUUGAUUGACGGAGAGGAGGAGGGUAAAGAUGGAUGAGUGCGCCGAAAAUGUCGACGACGUGGUCAUCAUCGUUGAGAACGAGGCAGAGAGUCUGCCGGCCGGGGAGGAGAGGCUGAAGCAGCAAGGCGCCUUCGGCCUGAUGGACACAUGUCCCAACUGCAGACUGAGCUUCCACAACAGAGAGCCCAAGCUGCUGCCGUGCCUACACUCCUUCUGCAAGAGGUGUCUGCCCAUCCCCUGCAGGAGCGCGGACCCCCGGCGCGACCCGCACGCGCCGCUUGACGCCAACAAACCACAGAAUUCGGUUCGAUGCCCCGUGUGCAGACAAGAAUGCUGGGAGGUGGACAUAUUGGACAAUUUCUUCGUAAAGGACUCCGCUGAGGUGCCCAGCAGCACGGUGGAGAAAACCAGUCAGGUUUGUAUGAGCUGCGAUGACAACACAGAGGCGACGGGUUACUGCAUAGAGUGUGUGGAGUUUCUGUGUGUGACGUGCAUCGAGGCGCACCAAAGGGUGAAGUUCACAAGAGACCACACCAUACGACAAAAGGAGGAGAUGUCCCCAGAGGCGUUGGGAAUGUCGACUCAGAAACCCGUCUUUUGCGACGUCCACAAGCAAGAGCCGCUGAAGCUUUUUUGCGAGACUUGUGACCGACUCACCUGCCGAGACUGUCAACUGCUCAAACACAAGGAUCACAAUUACCAGUUUUUGGAAGACGCGUACAAAAACCAUAAGCAGUACCUAGAGACCAUGACGCUGCAGCUGCAAGAUAAACGAAAGGCUUUUGAGGAAGUGUCGCACUGCAUCAACAACGGACUCCAGCAGGUUGAAGAAAACCGGAGGGCGGUGACAAAUGAGAUCAAGAAGUCUAUCUGUACCCUAAUCAUGGAAAUUAACAAGAAAGGAAAGAUCCUGGUGAACCAUCUUGAGGCUCUAACGAAAGACCACGAACUCAAUUUGAAGAAGCAGCAGGACGACUUGAACUCUCUGACCAAACACUUGGACCAUGUCAUCAGCUUCACUAAGUGGGCCACAGAGAGCCACAGUGGAACCGCUCUGCUGUACUGCAAGAGACUGAUCCUUUACCAGAUCCAGUACCUCAUGAGAGCGAGCUGCAAUCCCUCCAUCGUUCCUCAGAGCUCUGUGCGCUUCCACUGCCGCUCUGGAUUCUGGGCUUCAAAUGUAGACCUCGGUUCGCUUGUUGUAGAAAGGGGUCCAGGGAGGCCGCCGAUGACCAACAACCAGACCGGUCCCAGAGCAGAGGCCCCCCUCGGAGGCCUGUCCAUGUCGCAGCAGCAGCAGCAGCAGCAGCGACAGAGCACUCUGGCACAGCUUCAGAUGCAGGUUGACAAACUCUCCCACACUCAGCCCCAGAGGCCGCCUGCUCCUAACCACUGGUCCUGGUACCAGAGCGUCAGACUCCCCGGACCUCUUGGCCCUCCACCCCCGACCAAGCCUAACCACGGGGGGUCCUCCCCCUCACAAGGCCUCUCUGGCUUCGCCCCAACAGGGCGGCGGUACGGGAACCUGCAUUCCAACCCCAGAAGCCCCACGUCGCCGCUGCUGCACAACACUGCGUUCCCAGCUGCACAGUCUCUCAGAGAUCUGAUCAACAGCAACUUCCCUCCAAAACCUGUGGAUGUCUCUCAGGGACCGUCUCGCUUCACGCACUCUCUGAGCUCUGGAAGUUCUCCGCAGAUGUCGCUGCACCAGAGAUCUCUGCCAGAGUCUCCUCUGUUAAGGAGGAGUGAAGGUGGAGGCACCAUCCCAUCCGUCUCCAUCUCUGUACCCAGACCCAGCAUGACUACGACUUUAGCCUUUGGAGCUGCAGACAAAACAAACUCACUCAGUCAAACGGCAGCUCCUCAACGGCAGGAUUAUUAUUUGGCCAAGCCGUCCUCUUCAGACAGCAGAGCGGGGUUGACUACUUGGAAACAUACUGCUGAGCCGCCAUCAGCCCCUGCAGCCAAGCGUCGAAGAAGGUCAUCCCCAGGGCCAGUUAUUGUGAUCAAGGACGAACCCGAAGAUGAAGAUGAAGUUCGCUUUGUGCAGUCCAGCGGUGGGUCGAGCCUGCCGGACAGCAGCACCGCAGCCAAAUCCAAGCCCCGGCAGCUGCACAAAGCGCCCGCCCUGGCCCCAGCUCCGGACUCCAAGGACUUACGUCCUCAGCCCCCAACGCAACAGCCGGAGUCUGAAAAGAAGGCGGAGCCAGAGGAAGACCCAAACGAGGACUGGUGCGCCGUCUGCCAGAACGGAGGAGAGCUGCUGUGCUGCGACAAGUGUCCCAAAGUUUUUCACCUGUCCUGCCACAUCCCCGCUCUGAACGAGUCCCCCAGUGGUGAGUGGUUCUGCUCUUUCUGCCGAGACCUGUUGAACCCUGAGAUGGAGUACGACUGCAACCGACAGGACAGGCCCCCCUCGGAGAAGUUCCCUCUUGUGGAAAGACGGAAGUGUGAGAGACUUCUGCUACGUCUGUUCUGCAACGACCUUAGCACCGACUUCCAGCAGCCAGCAGCUCCAUCAGAAACACGGCGGUACAAAGAGCUGGUUAAGACGCCGAUGGACUUAUCAGUCAUAAAGAAGAAGCUGGAGUUGCAGGAUGAUGGCGGUUACAUCAACCCUGAGGAGCUUGUUGCUGAUGUCAGGCUUAUAUUUUUCAACUGUGCGAAAUACUACAAGCCGACCUCGGAGAUUGGCUGCGCAGGCUUGUACCUGGAGGACUACUUUGAAGAGCAGCUAAAGCUCAUUUUCCCAGACCGGCUUUUCCCCGGAGGGAGGGAAGAACAGAUGAUUCCUCCUUUGGAGGACGAGAUUGAUGACGACGAGGAGCCGGUCAGGGAGGACACGGCAGGUUCCUCUGAAGAUAAGCCUCCAAGUCCUGAACGGACGGAAACGCCUCCAGCAGAAGAGGAGGAAUCCACAGCCUCAACCCAGAGGAAGAAGUCGGAAGAAGAGAAGUCAGAAAAGAGCGACGACGAAAAGGACAGAGCGGCGGCAGACGGGGAAGAAGGCGUUCCCGCAGAGAAGAUGAAACAGGAGGAGGCCACUGUUGAGAAACAGGUGGAAAACUGUCAAACAGCUGCGACUGAAACUGACAGGGAAGCAUCAGGCUUUCUUAAAGAGGAGAUCCCGCAGCUUCCUAUAGACGAACCUCCUGAAACCCAGGAGAACUCAGCUUCUACAGUUGAAACCGUGGAGGAGAAAGACUAAACUGGUCACUCUUAAGCAGAGGCGGAAAAAAACAUGGAUGAUUUCAGUCUUCCGCAGUCCCCUACAUUUCCUGCAAUGACCGUUUUUGCAUCACAUUAGUGUCUGUAUUUACAGCGACACUGAACCGCAGCUGCAACAUGGAGAAGAAACCCAUCAUUUAUCUUUAUGUGACUGAAAAACGCACAGAUGGAUACGUAUUUAAGUUUUAGCUUACUGUUGUACAUAAUAUGUGCUAAUUCUGCAGUUAAAAUCAGAACAAAACUGUUUUUGAUUCAGUAUUGCAUGCAAUAUUAUUACCUAUGUUAUUAGCAUUUUUUUGUGUUUAUGAAUUUUUUUAAAAAACAUUCUAGUCAUUUUUAUGGGUUUGUUUCUUUAUCGUGCUUUAUUUUGAUUGGUUUCUCUGCCCAGGAAGCACUGCAGACUGUUUUAAUGUGAAGUGCCGUAAAUACACCCACACACAAGCCGCUACAAACAGCACUUGUUCAGAUUUUAAUAACGUCUUAUCAUCGGCAGACAAUGCAGAAAAAGAUAAUCCACUUUUUCAUCUGUUUCCCAGCUUUUGUCCUUGCCCGCCCGCCCGCCAGGUCAUGUGUAAAGGCGUUUAAAAGCUGGGGAUGGUUAAAAAGAAAAGAAUCAAUGGUACAGAAAAUAUUUUUAGUGAAAAUUCGCCUGUAAAUGAACUCUUGAAAUGAUGAAAAAAGAUCCCCAGAAUUUACAAUGUUUAUAAUAAACAUGUUUGUCAUGUUUUUAUAUGUGAA